Molecule: messenger RNA, 6381 nt
Organism: Microcebus murinus (gray mouse lemur)
Lineage: Eukaryota; Metazoa; Chordata; Mammalia; Primates; Cheirogaleidae
Gene: PRDM15
Product: PR/SET domain 15
Biological process (GO): regulation of transcription by RNA polymerase II
Cellular component (GO): nucleus
Molecular function (GO): DNA-binding transcription factor activity, RNA polymerase II-specific; protein binding; sequence-specific DNA binding
Source: RefSeq, a predicted model, not a curated record
AUGCCCCGCCGCCGCCCCCCGGCUUCCGGUGCUGCGCAGUUUCCGGAGCGGAUCGCAACCCGGAGUCCGGAUCCGAUCCCGCUCUGCACAUUGCAAAGGCAGGUGUCAGCGAUGGCUGAAGAUGGGAGCGAAGAGAUCAUGUUCAUCUGGUGUGAAGACUGCAGCCAGUACCACGACUCCGAGUGUCCGGAGCUGGGCCCCGUGGUCAUGGUCAAAGACUCCUUUGUGUUAAGCCGGGCAAGGUCGUCCCUGCCUCCCAACUUGGAGAUCAGGCGGCUGGAAGACGGAGCCGAAGGCGUGUUCGCCGUCACUCAGCUCGUGAAGCGGACGCAGUUCGGGCCGUUCGAGUCCCGGAGGGUCGCCAAGUGGGAGAAGGAGUCCGCGUUCCCGCUGAAGGUGUUCCAGAAGGACGGGCACCCCGUGUGCUUCGACACGUCCAACGAGGACGACUGCAACUGGAUGAUGCUGGUGCGGCCGGCGGCGGAGCCCACGCACCAGAACCUGACGGCCUACCAGCACGGCAGCGACGUGUACUUCACCACCUCCAGGGACAUCCCGCCGGGCACCGAGCUGCGCGUGUGGUACGCCGCCUUCUACGCCAAGAAGAUGGACAAGCCCAUGCUGAAGCAGGCCUGCGCCGGUGCCCACGCUGCAGGUGCCCUGGAGAGCAGCGCCCCCGCCCCCGUGGAGCCGGAGCCCAGCCCCUGGGCCUGCAAGGUGUGCUCCGCCUCCUUCCUCGAGCUGCAGCUCCUGAACGAACAUCUCCUGGGUCACCUGGAACAGGCCAAGAGCCUUGCUCCAGGCAGCCAGAGCGAGGUGUCCCCCGAGAAGGAGCCAGAGGCGCCCCGGGGGGACGCCCCUGCAGUGCCCGGGAAUGAGAGCGUUGGGGCCACCAAAGAACAGAAGAAAAAGCCUCGAAGGGGGAGAAAACCCAAAGCAUCCAAGACCGAGCAGCCUCUAGUCAUCGUUGAGGACAAAGAGCCGGCAGAGCAAGUGGCAGAGAUCGUUGCCGAGGUCCCCCCGGACGAGCCUGUGAGCGGGACGCCGGACGAGCGGAUGAUGGAGCUGGUCCUGGGCAAGCUGGCCGGCAGCGCCGCGGACGCCAGCCCCGUGCCAAAGUUCGCCCACCACCAGGGCGGCGGCAUCUCCCUCAAGCGGAGCCUGAUCCUGUCGGGCAGGCACGGCAUCCGGCGCAAGCUCAUCAAGCAGCUGGGGGAGCACAAGCGGGUGUACCAGUGCAGCAUCUGCAGCAAGGUCUUCCAGAACAGCAGCAACCUCAGCCGGCACGUGCGCUCCCACGGUGACAAGCUGUUCAAGUGCGAGGAGUGCGCAAAGCUGUUCAGCCGCAAGGAGAGCCUGAAGCAGCACGUGUCUUACAAGCACAGCAGGAACGAGGUGGACGGCGAGUACCGGCACCGCUGCGGCACGUGCGAGAAGACCUUCCGCAUCGAGAGCGCGCUGGAGUUCCACAACUGCAGGACAGAUGACAAGACGUUCCAAUGUGAGAUGUGUUUCAGAUUCUUCUCCACCAACAGCAACCUCUCCAAGCACAAGAAGAAGCACGGGGACAAGAAGUUCGCCUGUGAGGUCUGCAACAAGAUGUUCUACCGCAAGGACGUCAUGCUGGACCACCAGCGCAGGCACCUGGAAGGAGUGCGGCGGGUGAAGAGAGAGGACUUGGAAGCCGGCGGGGAGAGCCUGGUCCGCUACAAGAAGGAACCUUCCGGAUGUCCAGUGUGCGGCAAGGUGUUCUCCUGCAGGAGCAACAUGAACAAGCACCUGCUGACCCACGGCGACAAGAAGUACACCUGCGAGAUCUGCGGGCGCAAGUUCUUCCGCGUGGACGUGCUCAGGGACCACAUCCACGUCCACUUCAAGGACAUCGCGCUGAUGGACGACCACCAGCGGGAGGAGUUCAUCGGCAAGAUCGGCAUCUCCUCGGAGGAGAACGACGACAACUCUGAUGAGAGUGCAGACUCGGAGCCCCACAAGUACAGCUGCAAAAGGUGCCAGCUCACCUUCGGCCGGGGCAAGGACUACCUGAAGCACAUCAUGGACGUGCACAAGGAGAAGGGCCACGGCUGCAGCAUCUGCAACCGGCGCUUUGCGCUGAAGGCCACCUACCACGCCCACAUGGUCAUCCACCGCGAGAACCUGCCGGACCCCAACGUGCAGAAGUACAUCCACCCCUGCGAGAUCUGCGGGCGCAUCUUCAACAGCAUCGGGAACCUGGAGCGCCACAAGCUCAUCCACACAGGUGUGAAGAGCCACGCCUGUGAGCAGUGCGGGAAGUCCUUCGCCAGGAAGGACAUGCUCAAGGAGCACAUGCGUGUGCACGACAACAUCCGCGAGUACCUGUGUGCCGAGUGCGGGAAAGGCAUGAAGACCAAGCACGCACUGCGCCACCACAUGAAGCUGCACAAGGGCAUCAAGGAGUACGAGUGCAAGGAGUGCCACCGCAGGUUCGCGCAGAAGGUCAACAUGCUCAAGCACUACAAGAGGCACACGGGGAUCAAGGAUUUCAUGUGCGAGCUGUGCGGGAAGACCUUCAGCGAGCGGAACACCAUGGAGACGCACAAGCUCAUCCACACCGUGGGCAAGCAGUGGACGUGCUCCGUGUGCGACAAGAAGUACGUCACCGAGUACAUGCUGCAGAAGCACGUGCAGCUCACGCACGACAAGGUGGAGGCGCAGAGCUGCCAGCUGUGCGGGACCAAGGUGUCCACCAGGGCCUCCAUGAGCCGGCACAUGCGGCGCAAGCACCCCGAGGUGCUCGCGGUGAGGAUCGACGACCUGGACCACCUCCCCGAGACCACCACCAUCGACGCCUCCUCCAUCGGCAUCGUCCAGCCCGAGCUGACGCUGGAGCAGGAGGACCUGGCGGAAGGGAAGCACGGGAAGGCGGCCAAGCGGAGUCACAAGCGGAAGCAGAAGCCGGAGGAGGGGGCGGGGCCGCCGGUGCCCGAGGAGGCCGCCUUCAGCGAAUACUCGGAGAAGGAGGCGGAGUUCGCGGGCGGCGUGGGCGACGAGACCAACUCCGCCGUGCAGAGCAUCCAGCAGGUGGUGGUGACCCUGGGUGACCCCAACGUGAGCGCCCCGUCCAGCUCAGUCGGCCUGACCAACAUCACCGUGGCUCCCAUCACCACCGCGGCCGGGACUCAGUUCACCAACCUGCAGCCGGUGGCCGUGGGGCACCUGACCACCCCCGAGCGCCAGCUGCAGCUGGACAACUCCAUCCUGACCGUGACCUUCGACACGGUCAGCGGGUCGGCCAUGCUGCACAACCGCCAGAACGACGUGCAGGUCCACCCGCAGCCCGAAGCCUCGAACCCGCAGUCGGUGGCGCACUUCAUCAACCUGACCACGCUGGUCAACUCCAUCACGCCCCUGGGGAGCCAGCUGGGCGACCAGCACCCGCUCGCCUGGCGGGCCGUGCCCCAGACGGACGUGCUGCCGCCCGCCCCGCCGCAGGCGCCCCCGCCCCAGGCCGCCCCGCCGCAGGUGCAGGCGGAGCCGCAGCAGCAGAUGUACAGCUACUGAGCCGCGAGGGGCAGCCGGGCCGGGGCGGGCGUGUUGCGUGUUGCCGGAUACCAAACGAACAAACAAAAAAGUCACGUGUUGCAAUGUACGCAAGGUUGGCUUAGCUUUUUCGGAAGUGUCUCCAAACCCCUCCUAGGACGGCCACGGUCCGUCAGCUUAGCUUGAGAAGCGCGCCGACGGCCGGAGCUUUAAACCGGGUCUGGUUCCACGGCGCCUUUAGCCAGGCGGAGCGCUGGGGCUGGGCCACUCCUCCCGCCCUUCCGGGCUGUCCGCAUCCCCGGCUUUGGGGACGGAAACGUAGAGGCAGGCUCCCAAGAGGCAAGUGGUAAGUUACUAGGAGCGUUAAUGGUUCAUUUCCUCCUUUCCUUUGAGCUCAGUUACUGUGUUGAACUUGACAGACAGUGCCCGCACGCGGCAGUGGCUGCAGGGAAACACGGCCUUGUCCUCCCCCUGGGAUUCUCCUAGCAAGCGAGCAGGUGGAAGUUUAGCAUCCAUUCUCCCCUUCGAGAUGCGAGUUGAGUCGAUGUGCCGUUCGUUGGGCUGAAGCCAGGUGCGAGGUGUGCCCCGCGGCACGGGAGCCUGCCGCCCUCAAGCUCAUCCCGGGGUCAGGCAAGGUCACUGACUCCGGCAUCAAAGACAUCCUGGUCAGAUCCGUGAAUCAUUAUCAGUGCAGUUCCUUUCACGUUUUUGCUUUAUCUCAGAGAUACGUCACGUACUCAUGACUGUGCUGUGGCCAAUGUUGUUUUUUAACUUUAUUUUAACCUGAGUCGUUCACACUGUAGGACUGUGGGUCUGGGUCCGCACGGCUGCCCCGGCAGGAGCCCUCGGAGCGGCCUCAGGACCCCGCCACCCACGCGUGUUUACCCGUGAGCUCAGCUGGAGCCCCCUGGGUGGGCGGAGAGGGAACGCAAGCAUGUGUCCUUUUGUUCGAACUUUAACUCCAAAGCCUGGCCUGUCUCAAGACCAACACAAAGAACGUGCUGAGCCCGGCACGGCGGGUGGGAAAGAGCAGGGCGGCUGGCCCGGUUGCAGCAGCAGUGAUUGCCCCUAAUAAAUGAAUGUGGGGAUGAACGGCCGGCUCCGCGUGUGCAGGGACACGUGCUGUCAUACGUGCGUGCAGCUUCGGGGGUGUGGGCCAGGCUCGCGGACGGAGAGGGCUCGCGGACGGAGAGGCCCCGCCGCCAGCGCCCUGCCACCCGCCGCGGGAGCUCCCGGAGGCCGGGGGAGAGGUUCGAUUCUAACUCUCCUGAUAUUUUUUAACACUGUCCAAAAUGAAAUGAUAGACUUGCCUUAUUUUGCCCUUGGUCACUGCUGGUCCCAGAUCUACAUUCCCUAGGGAACACCGUGGACCAUCGGUGAUUGACAGACCAGGCCAGAGGGGCCCGACACGCAGCCAGGCACGGGCGGCUGGUGUGACACAGAACGCACCUUGAUCACCGCCUGACGCCGCCCCGGACAGCACGCUUCCGCGCACAGGCCUAGAUCGUGUUUGUGCAAUACAGGGCCUCGCGGGCUGGGGGGCGCCGCCCCAGGCAGCGGCGGGGGCCUGCGUGCAAGGCCCCGCUCCCCGUUCCCGCCUCCACCGAACCGUAGUGGGAGAGCCUUUUACUUUUUAAUUUAUGAUAAUUAUUUUUAUGUUAUUUAUGUAUAUAAUUAACUGCUUUGUACAUGAUAGUUUCAUCAAAUGAACUUGGGGUAGGAGUGAUAUAUUUUCUAAAACGCUGUCUCCAUUGUCCAAAUAUGUGUGGUCCGGGCAUCCACGGGCUCGGCGAGAGAUCCCGGGUUCCUGAGAUAUUUUUGUAAAACUCGGUGACGAUUUCUUUCUGCCUUGGCGAGAACCUAGCGGGCAAACACGCUAACAAAGAACCCACACGGGCCCCGGGCCCGUGAUCCGACAUCACUAGCAUUUGCCUUUUCUUCCUCUCCCCCGUGAGGAAAGGCCUUUGAGAUCACAAUUUUAUUUUUCUAAAGAAGCUGUUUUAGUGCCUAGAGUAAGACUGCAUCACAUGUUUUUAAAGAGCCUAACGUAGACCACGCGGCCCUGGUGUGUCGCCGUAUUUAUUGAAAUGCCAGAUGCGUCCUGCCUGUUGUUAUGCUAUAAGGGAGGGCUCUAAAUAAAAGUCAGACUCACUCCCGGUUUCCUAGCAACACACGUGGUCUUCCUGGGGCCACUGCGUGAGGGAAGGUGCGUGGUCCCAAGGCAGUCGCUGUGAGUUUGCGUGUUCAUAACUGGAUGCAAAAAAACAAAAGUACUACUCAGCCAAGUCAUCGAGUGCACACUGUCUGCAUAUUUAUCACUGUUUAUCGGCAGAAAGUAUUUAAUUUUUUUACCUGAUCCACGGUGCACAGAUGUGUCCUUAAAGGAGGAAAUCAGACCGAGCCAUCGUGGCCUCUGAGCUCUGUGAAUCCAUCUCAGUUGUUAUAAAUUAAUAAAUUAUGAGAAUUUAUUUUUGAUCUGUGACUCUGUGGCUCUGCGUGCUGAAGUGCCACACGUGUGGGCCCUGCAGGGCCAUCGCAGGUACGGCCGCUCCCCUCCCCGGGACUGGCGCGCUCUGUGGGGGAGGGGCCGGGGCUCCGGACGGGUCCAGCGGGUGGUGUGUUCUCUCAGGAAAACGCUCUGUGCCAAGCACCCCUCGCUGUGCCCUCGGGAGCUGCUCUGGAGAGUUCCGGGCGCGUCAGGGAGAUGUCCUGACCGUAGGUGGUGGUCUCGCUCACAGCUUCCCCUAGGCGCGGCGUCUCUGGCUUCCCCUAGGGAUUUGCAAGGCGGUAAGGCUGUUCUGGGACGUCGAGUGUAUUUCGUGUCACACUGUUUUGUAUGCUGAUAAAUAAAAGGUGCUGUGA